AUGAAAAUUCUGCUUACUUCGAGUAAUAGUAAGUUAACGGCUGAGACUAAAGAACUUCUUUUAGACCUAGAAGGACUCUUCCCAGGGGCUGAACCAGUUGCCCGAAAAGGCCGGUCUUUUAAGGUCUUCUUAGCUGAAGAAGUUGGUGAUGAAGAAGCACUGAUUAUUCGAUUGGAUCAAGAAGAUAUCUCUCGAAGACGACUUUUAAUGAUCCGUAAAGAUAAGAAUGGAGAUAUUACAACCAGUUCCUACUCAAUUGUUUCCUUUGUUUUGUGCCGACGAUUGAAUGGGGCAGUUGAUUCAGGACAUAUGCCUGAACUAGUCUUCUCUAACUUUGAUGAGAGUGAGAAUGAUCAACGAACAGUUUCAGACAUUGAACAUGCCUUUUCUGAAGAAUCACCUGAUUUUGAAGGAAGACAAGUCGUUUCCUUCACUAAGAAACGAGGGUUUAUUCUUUGUCGCAAGCACCGAUACAUAAUUAGAGUUGCCGAAGCAGAUGAAGAGAACAAAACAGUCCGUUUGGAAGAAAUAGGCCCAAGACUUUCGCUUAAACUCCAGGCCGUUGAUGUCAAUGAGAAUUACAUCUUCCGCCACACCAAGAACGUCAAAAUAAAGGACUAA
Messenger RNA from Nematocida homosporus, 621 nucleotides. Its product is annotated as ribosome production factor 1. NCBI's taxonomy places the organism in Eukaryota, Fungi, Microsporidia. Gene Ontology annotation, cellular component: preribosome, large subunit precursor; nucleolus. The coding region runs from base 1 to 621 and encodes 206 amino acids. The transcript has a single exon. Gene Ontology annotation, biological process: maturation of LSU-rRNA; maturation of 5.8S rRNA. The record is from RefSeq and is a predicted model, not a curated record. Gene Ontology annotation, molecular function: rRNA primary transcript binding.